Molecule: messenger RNA, 1915 nt
Organism: Ectocarpus sp. CCAP 1310/34
Lineage: Eukaryota; Phaeophyceae; Ectocarpales; Ectocarpaceae
Source: the annotation of a GenBank genome assembly
GGGGGGGGGGGGGGUGCUGCGCCUGCAGCCAGCGUGACCCCCAAGACAAAGUCGAACAACUUGCUCAUCGGUUCGGUGCUGGUGGGAGCGGCGGCCGCCUCGUACUACGUGACCAUUCACAAGAUGAAGGACCAGGACUUCCUUGGCGACGCAGAAAAGGAGGCCGAGGAGGAGGCGCAGGUUAACCUCCACAAGAGCGGACUUAAGGUCUCCUCCAAGGUGGUGCCGGAGAAGGUGGAGAAGGUUUUCAACAGGGCCGCGAACGCGGUAUCGAAGUCCACCGACAAGGCUGAGGACAAGGCGGAUGAGGUGUCGGAAGGCAUGCAAGACGCUGCGAGCGAGGUGUCGAGCAAGGCCUCGGACGCCGCGAAGGAGAUCAAAGACGAGGCAAAGAGCGCUGCGGCGGCGGUAAAGGAUGCAGUAACGGGAGAAGAAGAAGUCCCCAAGAAAAAGGGCUGGAGGAAGUACAUCAUCUUCGGCCCACGUAGGGAGGGAUGAGAAGAGGGAAAAAAAUUAUCAAGGCGACCACGACAACAUGAAAGAGCACGUUUUUUUUUCAUGUGUUGUUCAUGUGGGGCGCGGGGAUUCUGGUGCGAGAAGGAACUGACACUCGGUACUGGUGCGUUGUUGCCUUCUCUUUUUUUGUGUUUAAUUGCCGGCUGACUUGUGCCGGCGAAACCAAUCAAUGCUACGCGGGUUGGCUCGAGGAAAUGGUCUAGUUUACCGUCCCCGUUGUUCGUUGAUUUUUUUUUUUCCUUUUUCGGUUCGGAGCUCUUUUUGUUGUUGAUUUGUUUGUCGUCUGUGUUAGCUUAUCCCGGGUGAACAAGAAGAAAAAGCUUGAUUGCGCUUUCGCUCGCUGCCUGCGCACGCGGGGGUAUCUGUAUCCCCAACUGGCAAGCACCUGUUAAUUGGUGACGAGCUAUAUUUAGCACCGAAGCUGGCUAGGUAGGAGACAAGUCCAACACGGUGCGUGUGUGUCACGCCCCUUUACCUCAUUGCCCCCCCGUUUUGUCGCCCCCGUCCCCCCCCAGUUUCCCGUAAAAGUCAGCGCGUUUGCUUUGUGGGGAGUUUUCGAGGGGUUUUGCUGUGACGAUAGAGAGGAGGUUUGGUUGCGCACCAAUUUUCAGAGCAUGUGUGUACCACGUUUCAAGCAAGAUACAAGGAAUGUUGCAACCAUCUCGAACAAGAUGGGGGGGGCGGCAGCGUUUGUUUGAGAUUCUUUCGCCGCUUGUUGUUCCAAGCGCGCUUGCAGCCUCCACCCGUCGUUCGGAUCGAUCGCUUUUGAAAACCCCCAUAUAGAUUUCGGUUCCAUCGUCGUUUUGGUACGAAAGGAAACCGUCUCGUGCACUUCGAAGCGUUGCACGUACAGAUAUGUGAGGGUCUGCGUAGAACAGGGGCAGAGUAGGUGGGGUCCGGUGGCAGCAUGCCCUGUUCCUGUUUCGUGUAGUGUCGUGUUUUAACGUUCUUGACGCGAAACAAAGCGGACAGCAUGGAAGAAACGACUCUUGAAAUUUGGAAACGUGCAGACUUUUCUACAUCGUGCGGAAUGUUCGGCGAGUUUGUAAAUGAAAACCUCUCAUCUUCAAGUGAGAUAAUUUUCCCCGAAAUAAAGUAUUGUUGUCUUCCAUAAAAGUAUUGUCCCCUGAUAUACUGGUUUCCACCAAAAAUGAUCCUAGGAAGUUCCAUUCCCAACUCUGUCGGGAAGUUCGAUCGGGCAUUUGUUUUGUGCACCUGCCGCCUUAGCGAAGAAAAUCUACAUGUAGGUAGGUUCUCCCAGCCGACACAAAACCGUCAUGUUGGCUUGCCCGGUGGGGCUGGGCGAAACAUGCGCACAACCACCCAGAAUCAACUUUAACGUGGCCAGCGGCGAACUUUCUCCCUCGCAAUAUAACACGCUAUGUAGCCCCGCCGGUGA